UCGCAUUUGAACCUUGGAAGUACUCACCCGCAGCGAAACAUUGCACGGAUUUGUUGAUCGGAGUGACAUCUGGUCUUUGAAGAGUCGAGACAUAGAUGCAGCUAUGGGCGGUGGACUGCGCACGCACUAUCCGGCCAUUUCCAGCUACCUUAACCUCGGCCCAGUUGGAUCAAGCGGCAGUUGAGCGACCCUGAAAGUUUCCCAUCAUAAGCAAAUCCUCCCCUUUCCUAUAACCUCAUUGCACACGAAUCAAUCUUGAGUUAAGGUCUCCUGUUCGCAAUGCGUUUGCCUUGAACGAUCAUUUCCUGUCUUAAUCUCUCGAACAAUCUCCUCCCAGUCGAACCUUGCCGUCGUUUCCAUUGUCAGCCACUCCCAUUCCACUAUGUCCUCAGAUCUCUUUCGCGUUUAUGAGCACAUCGUAGAUGCAUCUCAUAUCCGAGGCUUUCCCAGGACCACUUCAACAACCCAAAAUGAAGUCCUACAACUGUCAGUCAAGCAGUACACGCCGCAUGAGAACCCGAACCCCAAGCCAGGAGAUAUCACGGUGAUCGCUGCACAUGCAAACGGUUUCCCGAAGGAACUGUAUGAGCCGUUGUGGGACGAGCUGCUAAAGACAUCGAAGCAGCAGGGCUUCUCCAUCCGAGGCAUCUGGAUCGCUGAUGUCGUGCACCAAGGACGCAGCGGUGUUCUGAAUGAGCAUAAACUAGGAAACGAUCCGGCAUGGCUCGAUCACUCUCGGGAUCUACUCCAUGUGGUCAACACGUUCCGGAAACAGAUGCCACGCCCCAUCUUUGGUGUAGGCCACAGCAUGGGUGGGGCUCAACUUGCUCACCUCGCUAUUCUUCAUCCGCGACUCUUCGAAUCCUUGAUCCUCUUCGAUCCUGUCAUCCAACGUAUGGUGUCCGUGUCAGGCAAUAUAUCCCCCGCGUUGUCGUCUGCGAUGCGCCGCGAUAGGUGGCCAUCGCGCGAAGAUGCGGCCAAGUCCAUGAUGCGGAACCCUUUCUACCAGGCGUGGAAUCCCCGCGUCUUCGAGCGCUGGAUCCAGUACGGACUCAGAGACCUCCCUACCGCACUUUAUCCCGACUCAGCAGCCUCCCCCGGUCCGGUUCCUGCAGCCAUAUCUGCCGAGCCCACUUUGGCUCCCGCAGCAUCCAAGUCCAAGGAGGUCACUCUUACGACAACGAAGCAUCAGGAGGUCAUGACCUUCCUCAGGCCCAAUUUCCCGUAUCGCGAGGGCGACAAGGAGCCUUCCUCUGCAGAGUACACCGCUUCGAACCCAUCUAUCAACCGUAGAACGCAUCCGGAUCUCAGCGCUGGUCCUCUUCCCCAGGCCCCUUUCUACCGCGGCGAGUCUAUGAUGGUAUUCCAGCAACUACCGCAUCUACGACCGUCAGUCCUUUAUGUAUUCGGCUCUAAAUCCUUCCUGACCAUGCAUACGGAGAACAUUACUGAAAAGAUGGAGAAUACGGGCGUCGGCGUUGGGGGAAGCGGAGGCGCUAAAGAGGGUCGCGUCUCUCAGGUGAUGGUGCAAGAUGCCGGCCAUUUGAUCCCCAUGGAGAAGGUGGAGGAGAGCGCAUCCCAUGCUGCAAUGUGGAUUGGAAAGGAGAUGCAAAGAUGGCGGAUAAAUGAGAAGCUUACUGAAGAAGAGUGGGGUAAUCGGAAAGGAGUUGAGAGGUCGGUUCUUACUGAGAGGUUUCUUGAGGAGCUGAAGGAAACGGGCAAGAAAGGAUUGCCAGCCGUGAAGAAGGAAAGGGAUGCGAAGCUAUGAGGCCUCCAUGUUUUACAGGCUUACGUAGAUAGGCAUAGAUGAUAGACGGCAAGAUUAUGGAUAUAGCCAGAGGAAUCAUAUG
Messenger RNA from Westerdykella ornata, 1850 nucleotides. RefSeq names its product toxin biosynthesis protein-like protein. The record is from RefSeq and is a predicted model, not a curated record. The transcript is spliced from 3 exons. The coding region runs from base 383 to 1768 and encodes 461 amino acids. NCBI's taxonomy places the organism in Eukaryota, Fungi, Ascomycota, Dothideomycetes, Pleosporales, Sporormiaceae.